Messenger RNA from Rotaria sp. Silwood2, 3162 nucleotides. Lineage: Eukaryota; Metazoa; Rotifera; Eurotatoria; Philodinida; Philodinidae. The record is from the annotation of a GenBank genome assembly.
AUGACUAGAGUCGGUGGGAUCACUCAUACUUUAUAUGUAAUUUCUUUGGAUGGUAAAAUAACUGCAAUCGAUGCUCAUGCAAAUGGUCGUCAGCUAUGGACAGCUGAUACAGGAGCACCAUUAAUUGAUUCAAGUUUAAGUAAAAUUGAAAUAUCUCGUGAAUCACGUUCAGUUCGUCUUAUUCCAUCACUUAUUGGUGGUCUUUAUGAAAAAUAUGAUGAAGAUGGACAUGUUGAACCAUUACCAUUUGAUGCCGGUGAUUUACUUGAUGCAUCAUUUAAACUUCACGAAGAAUUAGUGAUUACAGGUGGAAAACAUAUUGAUACACUUGGUCUAGAUUUACAUACUGGACAAGUACUUUAUUCAUUUUCAAAGGAUGAUCCGAAACAAACGAAUUCAAUAGAUAAUAAUCGAACAACAACAAAAACAGAUAGUACUGAUUCUAGACCAACAUUAAUUGUUAAACGAACAACACAAACUGUAAAAGCAAGAAGUGCUCGAAAUGGACACGAAAAAUGGAAUUUUAGUGUUUCAAAUCAUCACUUACUUCAUUUACGUGCUCAACCAGCUGCGGUUGUUCUUGGACAAAUUGAUGGUGAAACAGCAUUUUCUGGUUAUUUUGAAUAUCAAUUACAAACUGGUGUAGUCUUAGCAUUUGAUAAGACUGGACAUCCUACUUGGUCUUCACCAAUAAAUGCACCAAUAGCUGCUGUAUGGGAAUUAAAAAAUGGUCAAUUAAAUGAAAAAUCUUUAUUUGAAACAACAGCAUUCAAUCAUUUUUCAAGAGAUGAUUCAAUUGACGAGGAAGAUUUUGCUUCACCACCAUUAUCACGUCGUCUAGCAUUUGUUGGAGAAUUUAAUUCAACACCAUAUGUUAUUGUAUCAGCAGAUGUUCAAAAAGAAUUAAUUCAUGAUGCUAGAAAAGUUCCUGGACUAAUCGGUAACAAACGCCCAAUAUUAUCAUCUUGGCAUAAAGCAUAUCAAAAACGUACAUUAUCAAUUGGUUCUGAAAUACCCGAAAAUAAUGAUCAUAGUCGAACUAGUGAAUCAACAUCUGAUCAUAGUUUUCCAUUAGCAUUACGACCAGAUUCAACACAAUAUCAUCACACUGAUUCAUUAGCAUCAUCAUCAUCAUCUAAUAUUGAAACAUGCAAUGAAGCUGGUUAUUUACAAUUAUUUACUAAUCGAAAUGAUUAUCUUACUGAAGAACAUGAUAAGAAAAAAUUUGAAAUUAAUGUAAAUGCUCAUGUAACUGUAUAUAUACCAACAAAUACAUUAACAAUAUCAAGUAUUUUUCUUGGUGCCUUGAUUAUUUUCUUAAUGUGGUAUUUGAAACAAAAUCAAUUUCGAUUUAAACGUCAAGAAUCAAUGAUAACAGAGAGUAGUAAUAGUACAAUAUUAACUCCAUCAUCAACACCUGAAUAUUGUCAAUUAGAAAAACCAUUCAUACCACCAUUUCAAUCUAGAUAUACACUUGAAUAUGAACAUGUUCGAUUUCUUGGACGUGGUGGAUUUGGUGUUGUAUUUGAAGCAAUUAAUAAAUUAGAUCAACGAUGUGUUGCAAUUAAACGUGUUUCAUUGAAAAAAGCAUCGGGAAAAGAACGUGCAUUAAAAGAAAUUCGAUAUUUAGCUGUAUUAAAUCAUCCAAAUUUAAUACAAUAUUAUUAUGCUUGGAAUGAAAGUCCACCAGUUGGAUGGCAAGAAGAAGAAGAUAAAACAUUAUUAAUGAGAAAUAAUAUCAAUACAAGAGAUUCAAUAAGUACUUUUCCAACAUCAGCAGCAUCAGGAAAUGAUAGUGAAUCAAUAAUUCAAACAAAAAAUUCGAAAAAUUCUUCUGUACCAUCUGUGUCCAUAAUUAAACCAACAACAACUUCUCCAUCAUUAUUCGACAUAACAUUUGAUCGUUCAUCAAAUCCACUUCGUAUUGAUGAAGAUUUUUCAACGAAUAGUAUUAAUAAUAAUGAUAAUAAUAAAUCUGAUAUGAGUUUUUCAUCAUCAUCAGAUAAUCAAACAAAUAAUCAAUUAGAUGCAAAUAAUAAUAAUAAAUCAACAAAAUGUCUUCGUACAACAACAAAACGUUCUCUAUCAUCAUCAUCACCAUUAUUUGAUCAUUCAUCAGAUUCAUCAAUAUCUUCAAAUGAAUUCAAUGAAAAAACUCCAUCACAUAAAGAAGUAACAGAAAGUGAUGAUGGCAUUGUAUUUUUACAUGACGAACAACGAUCAUCAUCAACUCCAUCUCCUGUACAAACACAAACAAAAUCUUUAGUUGAAAAAAAGAAAUCAUUAACUAAUGAAAAAGAUUGUCCACCGACAUAUUUUUAUUUUGUUAUGGAAUUAUGUCAACCAGAAUCAUUACGUGAUCGUUUAAUACAGAGAACUAUUGAUCGACAUCAAGCUUGGUCCAUAUUUGAUCAAAUUACUAGGGGUAUUGAAUAUAUUCAUUCACAAAAAUUGAUUCAUCGUGAUCUAAAACCAUCGAAUAUUCUUUUUUCAAUGGAUAAUACAGUGAAAAUAGGUGACUUUGGUCUUGUAUCUGCUUUUGGUGAAGAUAAAAUAGCCAAAAAAAAGAAACGUGAUGAUGAAAAUUUUGAUCCAAUACAACAAAAUGAAACAAUAUCAAUAACAACAGAUGGCUGUGAAAAUAAUGAAGUUGGUGGUACUAUGCUUUAUAUGAGUCCGGAACAGAUAAAUCGUCAACCAUAUAAUCAAAAAGUUGAUAUCUAUGCAAUGGGUAUUAUUCUAUUUGAACUUCUUUAUCCGUUCUCGACACAAAUGGAACGUAUGCGAGCUAUAGCAAAUGUUCGUCUUCAAACACCAGUAUUUCCAAAUGAUUUUGAACGUGAUGGUAAUAAUCGUAAUCAAUUAAUUUGUCGUUUAAUUCGUUGGCUUUUAUCCUAUUCAUCACAUGAUCGUCCAAAAGCAAGUGAAUUACGUCAAGAUACAUUUUACCAACGUAUGUUACAACUUGAAGUUCCACAUCUAUUAUGUUGCGACAAUCGUCAACAAAAUCAAACUAUUGUUAAUGGACAAGAUCAAACAUUAGUAUGUUCACAACAAUCACAAUGUGGUCGAACUUCAUCAUCAUCAUUUCGCCGUACAGUUUCGUCAUCAGCUCUUCAAUCUCAUAGAGAAUCCGAUUCAGGAGAAGCAGAAAGUCUGUAA